GGCAAUUUCAAAUUUAAUACAAACUCCGAAUUAAAUAAUGGACAACUCAUAGUAUGUCGGCGUCCUAACGAAAAAUAUAAAAAGGCCGCUAACAAUUUUAUUGCUUGCGCCAAAUGCAAGGGCUUUUUUUCAAAAAAUACAAUUCGCCAUCAUUCUCGAAGUUGUUUUGGAACAAAAUUUACAAAAAAUAAAUGUAUUAUGGUGAUGGGUAGAAAGAUCACAUGUAGAUUACAUUCAUCCGCAAGUGAACUUUUAAGGAAAACAGUUUUUCCAAUCCUGCGGGAAGAUGAAGUGAUUCGUGCUAUAAGAUAUGAUGAAUUGUUGAUUUUAUAUGGAAAUAAAUUGUGUAUGAAGUAUAAGUCGCAACAUCACCACGAUAUGAUUCGUGCUCAAUUACGUCUUCUCGGUCGUCUCUUCUUGGCGAUGAAAGAUAUAAAUGAAAAUAUCGAAAGCUUUGAAUCCAUUUAUAAUCCCAAGGUAUAUGAUGACUGCAUAUGUGCAAUUAAUAAAGUUGCAAAAUAUAAUUCUGAAACAAAAAUGUAUGAAACGCCUGCAGUAGCAGCAAAUUUGUCAACGUUAUUGAAACAUAUUGGAAAUAUCCUUAUUAUAGAGUGUAUAAAAAAGGAAAAUGUCGAAAAAAAAAGACAAGUCAAGGAUUUUUUAAAAUUACUAGUCGUAGAUGUCGGAACAAGCAUCAAUACAACUGUUGUAGAAACACAAACGGCUCACAAAAGGCGUAAAAAAAUUAAUCUUCCAACAUUAGAAGAUAUUCGAAAAUUAUACAGUCAUUUAGAAGAAAAACGAUCUGAUGCUUACAAGGAACUAUACCAAUCGUUCUCUUAUUGCCACUGGAUUUCUUUGGCUGAGGCAACAUUAACUUCCAUACAUGUGUUCAAUAGAAGUCGAGCAGGAGAAAUUGAAAGAAUUUUGAUAGAGGACUUCAACAGCUAUGAAAAAUUAAAUAAAAAUAUGCAUAGUGACAUGUAUCAAUCGUUAUCUACAGAAAAUAAGAAAAUUGCUCAAAAAUAUGUAAGAUUUUGCAUAAGAGGCAAAUUAGGACGUACAGUCCCUGUUCUGUUAUCAAACGAUUUAUUUCAAAGCAUUACUUUAAUUUUAAAGUUUCGGAAACAAGCUGGAGUAUCAGAAAAAAAUCCAUAUGUUUUUGGAUUGCCUGGAAAUAAUAAAGAAAGGUAUAAGUAUCUCAGAGCAUGCGCGUUACUACGAAAAUUUGCAGAAAAGUGUAAUGCCAAUCAAUCUUCCACUUUGCGUGGUACAAUACUAAGAAAGCACGUGGCUACAUAUUGCAUCCAAUUAAAUCUAAACGAUAUCGAUAUUUCGGAUCUGGCUAUGUUUAUGGGCCAUUCCGAUAAAAUUCACAAGGAUCAUUAUAGGCAACCACUGGCUAGUAGAGACAUAUUAAAAAUAUCACAAUACUUGGAAGCAGUACAAGGUAAUACAAAUAAUUCGGAAGCGGAUUCAACAGAUAACAAUUCCGAAAAUGAUGACGUAUUAAAAGAGAAUAGCUGUAUUAACAAUGAUACAGCAGAAAAAGAAGAUAAAUCUACAAAUAAUUUAAACAUUUCUGAUAAUUUAAAUAUUUCUGAUAAUUUAAAUAUUUCUGAUAAUUUAAACAUUUCUGAUAAUAGCAACAUUCAGGACGAGCAAAAUAAUAGUAAACGCAAACGAUCUACAUCUCCUUAUGGGAAAACUAAAAGAAUUCGUUGGUCUAAGGAAGAAAAGGAAACAGCAUUACAGGCAUUUUCUAAAUAUAUGGAGAAACUGAAAUUACCAUCUUUAAAAGAUAUUCAAAUAGUAAAAAAAAAUAUACAUUGCUUGCUAAACGCACUUCGCCGCAGAUAAAAACGUGGCUUCAUAAUCAACAGAAAACUAUACGACAUCGGUUGUCAUAAGUUCAAUGCGAAUAUUCUAAAGAAUACGUUCUAAUAACGUUCACAAGGAUCUUUUCUAUUUUUUUAUAUUGUUUAAAAGUAAUUCUGUUUUUAUGUUGUUUUAACAAUGUAAAUAGCGAAAGAUUACUAGAUUACUAGAUUCGUACAAAUUACUUUAUUACGAAAUGCUAAGAUAUUGAUAAUUAAGAUUUUAAUUUAGGAAGCGUAAGAAGUAUAUUCAGCAUCUUAAUAAGAAUACAAAUAAGAGUGCAAUUAUAAAAGUACAAAUUUUUUGCAAUAA
Molecule: messenger RNA, 2190 nt
Organism: Nylanderia fulva
Lineage: Eukaryota; Metazoa; Arthropoda; Insecta; Hymenoptera; Formicidae
Source: RefSeq, a predicted model, not a curated record